Molecule: messenger RNA, 5935 nt
Organism: Xenopus laevis (African clawed frog)
Lineage: Eukaryota; Metazoa; Chordata; Amphibia; Anura; Pipidae
Gene: sema5b.S
Product: semaphorin 5B S homeolog
Exons: 22
Coding region: 1395-4661 (1088 amino acids)
Biological process (GO): positive regulation of cell migration; axon guidance; negative chemotaxis
Cellular component (GO): plasma membrane; membrane
Molecular function (GO): chemorepellent activity; semaphorin receptor binding
Source: RefSeq, a predicted model, not a curated record
CAAAACAAUCAUGGUUGGCAGUGCCAAGCCUCUGCUGAGAAGUGGAUCUCAGCACCCACCACCCUCCACAUCAGUUAGUGCCCUUCCCUAUCAAAACGUGACCUCUGGAGCCCGGGCUAGGUACUCACUGAGUGUGUUUGUGACAGUUUCCCACACAUUUUCCCUCCAGUCGUGACGCACGCAGUUCUGCUGUCAGGGAGACAGCACUGGGAUAUGUGACAUUGCUCUGCAGCUCUGCCAAGGAAAACGAAUGGACGUGCCAAUGACAGAGAUGCAUGCAGGGACAGGGCUCUUUGCCAUCCCGCCCCUUGAUAACCAAUCACUUAUAAAAGCCUCUUGUUGCAGGUCUGUUUAGCCACCAGUUCAGACACAGGGGUUUCAGGAUAAGUAAAUGGCCCUGCAGCAUGGGGUUUUUACAAGGGUUUCCUUUUAAAGGGUUGAGUGGUGCUUGGGGACGGGCUGUGGUAACUUAUAGCCAUAGAGUUUGCGUUCGGUGGGUGCUGUUCAUUUCUUUGAAGGCAAAGCAUUAGUGUCUCAGCAUCAUGUAUUGCCGUUUAACUCUGUAUGACACAUUGUAGCACGACUGCAACAAUCUGAACUGUAUCCUUUUUCUUGUAUAGAUGUAGAAAUUAGAUUUAUUAUUGGGCUAAUGAUCCUUCUAAAACAUAUUAGGGCUGGAAUGUUAUCCGGUGACCCAACAAAUCUCUUUGAACAAUUUCCACCAAAGGGGUUUCUGGGAAAUUUAGUUCAACAACAAGAUCUCAAUACUUUUGUUAUAUGAUCCAGUUCAGGUUUACUACAUUUGAUUGGCUGGACUCAUCCCCUUUGGCAGGGGGACAGUGCCCAGCCAGAGUUACUCUUGUACAGUUGGCUGCUCACACACAGACGGCUCAGCGUCAAAAACCAAAUUACAUUUGGGAAAGGGCCAGAAUUGCCACAUAGGAAUGAUUUCAGCACCUGUGAAGAAUUGUGAUUAUUUUCUGUGAUGCCAGGGGGCCCCGGCUAAUGCUUCCAUUAAAGAACCAAUCCGAAAUAAUAGCGAAUUUCAUUCUAAUGCAUGUUGCACAAAACCCUAUCUCCUGUGUAAUAAAUAUCAGAUCAAUUACUAUGGAAAUGGGACUGGAUUAUCAUGGAGUAGCAUUUGGGGGAUUAUCUGGGUAAUUGAAGCAAUAAAUAAAGGCAAGGGGUGGUUUAUGCAGAGCUGGGCUUAGCAAUGGUUGUUCACUGUUUGGCUCACAGUAUUAUUAUGUUUCUUGUCCUUUCAGUACUCCGUUCCAAGCAGUUUGGCCGGUGCCAAAUAUACCAUCCUACUAUUUGUGCUCAGAUUUAGGGGUAAAUUCUCCACAGGUGCUGCUUCAGAGCUUCCUUUGGAAGAUAGGACCUGUUGCUUCACCAUGUGGAUAACCAGGCAGAAGGCCCUGACAUGGUCACUACCAACACUUUCAAUACUCAUGUUCCACCUUUCUGCGUCCCAAGUCCCCGUAGAGAAUUCAGAGAAAGAUUACUGCUCGCGGAGAGAGCACCCCAUCCUUCCCUUUCAAGAACUCAAGCCCUGGUUGUCUAACUUCACAUAUAGCGACGUACAGGAUUUUUCUCAACUGGCAUUGGAUCUAAACCGGAAUCAGCUCAUCGUAGGUGCCAGAAACUACCUCUUCAGACUGAGCCUGCACAAUGUCUCUCUCAUCCAGGCAACAGAAUGGAGUUCGGAUGAAGACAUCCAGAGAUCGUGUCAGAGCAAAGGCAAAACGGAGGACGAGUGUCAAAACUAUGUGCGUGUCCUGAUAGUGAGUGGCAAGCGAGUGUUCACCUGUGGAACCAACGCCUUCUCUCCGGUGUGCACCAGCCGCCAGGUGGGGAACUUGAGCAAGGUGAUUGAAAGGAUAAAUGGAGUGGCGCGGUGCCCAUACGACCCCCGGCACAACUCGACAGCAGUGAUGACAACACGGGGAGAGCUCUAUGCAGCCACGGUUAUUGAUUUCUCAGGUCGGGACCCUGUAAUCUACCGUAGCUUGGGAAGUGUCCCCCCUCUGCGCACUGCACAGUAUAACUCCAAAUGGCUGAAUGAGCCUAACUUUAUGGCUGCCUAUGAUAUUGGGAUCUUCACCUAUUUUUUUUUCCGGGAGAAUGCAGUGGAGCAUGACUGUGGAAAGACUGUAUACUCCAGAGUAGCGAGGGUUUGUAAAAAUGACUACGGAGGGCGGUUUUUGUUGGAGGACACCUGGACAACAUUCAUGAAGGCGCGUCUGAACUGCUCCCGUCCCGGGGAGAUUCCUUUUUACUACAAUGAACUGCAGAGCACCUUCCUUCUACCCGAGCAGGAUCUCAUCUACGGCGUGUUCACCACAAAUGUCAAUAGCAUAGCAGCCUCCGCAAUCUGUGCCUUCAACCUCAGUGCCAUUACUCAGGCUUUCAAUGGGCCAUUCCGGUACCAGGAAAACCCCAGAUCAGCUUGGUUGCCAACCAUUAACCCAAUACCGAACUUUCAGUGUGGCAUUCUAAAUGAUGACAGCCCCAACGAGAACCUAACGGAGAGGAGCCUGCAGGAUGCCCAGCGUCUAUUCCUUAUGAAUGAUGUGGUGCAGCCGGUGUCUGUGGAUCCACUGGUGACGCAGGAUAGUGUGAGAUUUUCCAAGUUGGUGGUGGAUAUUGUCCAGGGCAAAGACACCCUCUAUCAUGUCAUGUAUAUUGGCACAGAGCAUGGCACCAUUCUCAAGGCUCUCUCCACCGCCAACCGGAGCCUGCGCAGCUGUUAUCUGGAGGAGAUGCACAUUCUGCCUGCUGGGCAACAAGAGCCUAUAAGAAGCCUUCAGAUCCUGCACAGCAACAGGUCCCUGUUUGUGGGACUGAACAAUGGAGUCCUGAAGGUGCCACUGGAAAGGUGCUCCGUCUACAAGACUGAAGGGACCUGUCUUGGGGCCCGGGACCCAUACUGCGGCUGGGACAGUAGGAAAAAGCGUUGCACCACCUUGGAGGACAGUUCUAACAUGAGCCUUUGGGCCCAGAACAUCACAGAGUGUCCGAUCAGGAACCUGACUGUUCAUGGCGGGCUGGGCGCAUGGUCAUCCUGGCUACCGUGCCAACACUCUGAUGGGGAUUCUUCAUGCUUGUGCCGUUCCAGAGUCUGCGACAACCCUCUGCCUCGCUGUGGGGGUAGGGAAUGCGAAGGGACACGAAUAGAGAUCGCCAACUGUUCACGGAAUGGUGGGUGGACACCAUGGUCAUCGUGGGCACAGUGCAGCACUUCAUGUGGCAUUGGAUUUCAAGUUCGGCAAAGAACAUGCAGCAACCCAGCCCCUCGCUUUGGAGGAAGAGUCUGUGUCGGGCAGAGUCGGGAGGAACGGUUCUGUAAUGAGAACAUUCCAUGCCCGGUACCAAUCUUCUGGACUUCCUGGGGCUCUUGGACUAAAUGCAGCUCAGACUGUGGAGGAGGGACCCACUCAAGACAGCGAUCCUGCGAGAAUGGAAACACUUGCCCUGGUUGUACCAUGGAAUUCAGGACAUGUAACUCUGAACCCUGUCCUGAAGUGCGAAGAAAUACCCCAUGGACGCCAUGGAUGCCAGUCAAUAUCACUCAGGGCGGAGCCCGUCAGGAACAGCGUUUCCGGUACACCUGUCGCGCGCAGCUUGCUGACCCCCAUAACCUACAGUUUGGAAGGAAAAAGACAGAGACGCGGUUCUGCCCUAAUGAUGGUUCUGCAGCCUGUGAGAUGGACACUCUGGUGGAUGAUUUGAUGCGGAACAGUAAGACUUCUGGGCAUAUAAUCAACGGGGGGUGGAGUCUAUGGAGUGGCUGGUCUUCCUGCUCCCGGGAUUGUGAACAAGGAUUUCGCUCCAGGAAAAGAACCUGCAGCAACCCAGAACCUCGUAAAGGAGGCCUUCCCUGUACUGGGUCAGCCAUGGAAUACCAGGACUGCAACCCACAGCCCUGCCCAGUGAAGGGCUCGUGGUCCUGCUGGUCACCAUGGACUCAGUGUUCAGCCACGUGCGGUGGGGGCCAUUACCAACGGACUCGUACAUGCACCAACCCCCCACCAUCCAACGGAGGAGACAUCUGUAUAGGCCUACACACUGAGGAGGCGCUCUGCAAUACAUACCCAUGUGAAGGUGGUUGGGCCGAGUGGUCAGAAUGGAGCAUGUGUCACGAGGACGGGUCCCAGUAUCGGAAUCGAUAUUGUGAGAUACACAACCCAGGGCCCUCCCAGUGUUUAGGGAACAACACCCAGUUCCGUGACUGUAUUUACAAUGAAAUCCCAGUCAUCCUGCCGGCUUCCAGCAUUGAUGAGAAUACCGAGUGUGGAGGUUUCAGCUUGAUUCACCUGAUUGCUACCGGAGUCUCCUGUUUCUUUGGCUCCAGCCUCCUGACCUUUGUAAUCUACAUCUAUUGUCAACGGUGUCAGCGCCAGUCACAGGAAUCCACCGUCAUUCACCCAGCGACCCCCAACCACCUGCAUUACAAGGGGAGCUCCACACCCAAAAAUGAGAAGUACACACCUAUGGAGUUCAAGACACUCAAUAAGAACAAUUUGCUUCCAGAUGACCGGACCAACUUCUACCCAUUACAACAGACCAACGUAUACACCACAACGUACUAUCCCAGCACUUUGAGCAAAUAUGAUUUCAGACCAGACUCCUCUCCAGGCAGAACUUACACUAACAGCUGAAAUCUGGCAAAGUGCGGAACUGAUAUAUGUACCUGAAGGAUUCCUUGAAACACUUCCCCUCUCACGACCCAUAAAACUGUGGCCCAGCUUAGCCCCUAAUGCUGGACGAGAUGGGUAGGAUCUCAGAUCAGACCUGCUGAUUACUGUUUGUGAAUUCUUGUACAUGUUGGACCAGGGGAGACCUGUGGGAUGAUGUUAUGGUGGCAUCUCCAAGGUCUGGACUGAGUUGGAGGAAUGAUUGUCCAAGUCCUCUGAUUACUUGAACACAAUAAGUUGCCUGUGCAGAGUAACCAAGACACUGACUAUUUGUUUUUGGGUGUUUUCUCCGAAGUUUUUUUUUCUUUUUUUGGGGUGGGUGGGAAUGGGUUGGUUGCAGGGGAGGGAACACUGGAAAUGUUUUCGUAGGAUUGGAGAUGACCCAUUACACUGAAUGGCUUUGUUGCUUGCAUGAGCAUCUUAGGCUCACUCAACUUCAUGGCACUUUGCCUUUUCACCAGUAUUCUGGAAUAUUCCUAGAACCCACCGUCGCCUUCCAUAUGUCUGUAGAACUGUUGGGUUAUAUUGCUGGAGGACCUGGACUCUGGUUCGGCACCAUUUUUAAUGAACUUGUCCAAGAUAUACAGUCCCAUGGCCAGUUGAAUUCAAUGAAUAUGGAUACCAACAACUCCAAUGCUUAGUUGGGCUUUACAUAACCAACCUUGUGUGCUACUGAAGGGAGAUAUGUUUGUGGCAUUGACUAUGGGGGGUGAUGCCGAAGCCAAUCCAUGUGUGCAACACCCUACUAUAAUGUGGAUAUGGUUCUGCCUACUCCUUUGCUGGCAAAGGGGACUAGCAAUCAAUUGCUUAUCUCCGGGCCUUUCACCUCAUAAGGGACAAAACCAGACCCUGGAAUCAACUGAGUGGGACAUAGCAUUGCACAUCUCUCCCACCACUUUCGUGAGCAGAAAUUUAACAGCCUGAUAUGUGACAACAGAAGUUGUGUCCUUGAUUCUAUCCAAUGUAAGGGCUUCAUUUUUAUCUGACUUGAACAAUGUAGCCCUAUCACAGAGGGCCAGCUCCAUGCAAGCUUGUACCUAAUGGAACCUUAGGGUUGGUUCUUCUCUGAUCCAGUAACUGAUGGAGGUGCACAGUGAUACAAUGGCUCUUGGGUCCCUGCGGAACAUUAUUAUGAUCGCUCAAUGCAUUUUUUCAUUAUCACGUUUCCUAGAUUUAUGAAUGUUGGCUUUUUUUUUAGUAUUUUAGUAUUUUUUUAUAUAAAAAAAAAAUCAAAAUCA